Messenger RNA from Argentina anserina (silverweed cinquefoil), 3666 nucleotides. RefSeq lists its product as uncharacterized. The record is from RefSeq and is a predicted model, not a curated record. Gene Ontology annotation, biological process: protein phosphorylation; signal transduction. Gene Ontology annotation, molecular function: protein kinase activity; protein binding; ATP binding. Gene Ontology annotation, cellular component: cytoplasm. NCBI's taxonomy places the organism in Eukaryota, Viridiplantae, Streptophyta, Magnoliopsida, Rosales, Rosaceae.
UUGUUGGAUUUGGAAGGUCGUGAAAGCUAAAUUGUAAACAGAUACGGUAUGUACAUUAUACAUCAAGUUGAGGUCCUUUAGUAUUUGGUGCAAAUUAAGAACUUGAAGAGAUGUUAUGGAGAAGUCCUUUGGUGACAAUGUGCCGAUGAGUUUGUAUUUUGUUUCUGAAUUUGGGAUUGUCUUCAAGGAAGAAUUAGAGCUUGAAAGACCAGAAAGUGUUUGUUGUUAUGCCUUAGUCGAGUACAACUUUUGAGACCAUGACUAGUGAGGUUCGUGGUACUUCUGGCCCUCAGUUCCGCAAAGAUGCAACAAAUCAUGUGUUAAGUGACAGAAGUUGUGCAGAUAGAGAUGAAGACAAUAUUUGUGUACAGACGGGCGAGGAAUUCUCAACAGAGUUUCUGCAGGAUCGUAUAGCACAAAGAAGAUUAGCCCCAGUAGUGACCGGUAAUGUUGAUCAGCACCAGUCGAAAAGAGUGGGAUUUAAUUUAGCUCAAAACAAUUCAUUUGUUAGUGAGGAUGUAAAUGGGGUUCCUGGAUUAAGGAGAUUAGAUUCUGAUGGAAGUGCAGAAUUAUCAGACUUUGUUACAGCUGGUACAGGUUAUGUGCCUGACUUAUAGAAGAAUGUUUUCCCCAGUAGUAAUAUCAGCAGACACAAUGGUGGUCUCCGAAGACAACUAUCGGGUAAGCUUGUGGAUGAAGUUAAUCGGUUAACUCCUAGAUCAAAUACUCCACCUCUUUAUGUUGGUGAGUCCCCUCAGUCAUAUAGUCCAUAUGGUCAAAAUGAAGGCUCUUUCUCUUUCAAAAUGAAGUUCCUCUGCAGUUUUGGGGGAAGAAUAUUACCUAGGCCAAAUGAUGGGAAGCUCAGAUAUGUUGGUGGAGACACACGGAUUUUAUCUAUUCACAAAGGCACCUAUUUGGAGGAACUAAUGAAGAAGACAUUGGCAAUUUGUAAUCACCCCCACAUCAUCAAGUACCAACUUCCAGGUGAGGAUCUUGAUGCACUUGUAUCUGUUUGUUCUGAUGAGGACCUCCAUCCUAUGAUAGAGGAAUAUCACGAGCUGGAAAGAAAGGGUUCUCAAAGAUUGCGGCUCUUUCUCGUACCUUCAAAUGAAUCAGAGAGCCCUAGUUCUAUUGAAGGCAGGGUCACACAUCCAAUAGGACCUGAUUGUCAAUUUGUAUUUGCUGUCAAUGGCAUGCUAGACAGAAGUCCUCGGAAAAGCUCCAGCGGUCAGAGCACGACAAGUCAGACUAGUCACUUUGGGAAUGCCUCAGAUUAUAGUCCAAAUUUUCUUAGAGAAACUUCCACAUCUGCUUUUAACUUAGAGAACAAGGAUGUUAGUCUAAGUUCCUCAAAUCUGUCAGGGACAAGUACUAAACAUUCACCAGUUAUUAGGUACUCUUCAGAUCCCCCAGAGGCUUUUAUACUAUCCCCUCCACUAUCUCCUGUUCAACUUCAACAUAGGGAACGCAAAAACUCUAAUCUGCAGCUACAUAUGGAUCAACCAUAUUGUCAUGGUAAUGGAGGCACUGCUCUCUCUGAUAUUGAUGCUGUGGGGUAUAUCAAUAAUAUAGAUCAUGGUUCUACAUUGAUGAAUUACCAUCAGCAUAGCAAAAAUUUAGCUGAGAGUGGGCUGACCAAAAAGUCCCCCAACAUGCCCUCCCUCAAUCGUAGCGUAAGUGAAGAUUUUGUGCCUUCUGUCCAGUAUGAUCAGAGUGCCAUUAACUUUGGGAGACACAUGCCUCUUAAUCCUGACAAGUAUGUUUAUCAUCCAAAAGAUCUAGUAGAGUUAUUAUUACAGAAUGGUAAUGUAGAUGCUUCCCAUCAGAAAAUGAUGCAUGCACUUUCUGACUCUCGUUUGCAUGAACAUCUUGAGAGGUCCUUGGAAGGAGAAAAUGCCUCAGUGUCAUUGAAUAUCAACAGAGUGAAAUCACCUCCACUAGGGAUGCCAAGUCCCUCGCAAGCACGGGAGGGUGAGAUGGUUGACGAGAAAAACAAAAUGGCUGCAUAUAGUAAUCAAGUCAAUAUCAACACGCCUCACCAUUGCAAGGAGGAAGAAGGUCUAGAGGUGUUCAAGCGUUACACCAAUAACAGUUCUUCUGAUAAAUUAUGGAAGAACUUCGAAGGAAAUGUUGAAGGUACUUCAAAUUUUGUCAUGGAAUUUAAGAACUUACCAAGUUUUAACAACCUUAAAGAUGUAGUGGACCCCCAAGAUUACAAACUAGACACAAUUUCUCAGUAUUCUCAUAGGAAUCAAAAUAGAACAAAUGAUAAGCAGUGUACUACAACUAGUAGUGGUCAAUCAAUUAUGCAGCCCCGAGGACUAUCAACUGUUGCAUCUCAAGAAUUCUUAGUCUCAGGCCCUGUAAAAAAUCACUGCAAGUUCUGCUUCAGAAGUGGAGAAUAUUCUCUGCAAGAAAAUUUUUCUGAGUAUGUGGUUGAAAAGGUGGGCAGACACUCUUUUGAGGAUCAGAAAUGUGAAGAUGUUCACCCUGUUCAGUCUCAGCCCUUAGACAAUCAUAAUGACAAGAAGGUGACAAAAGCAGUGGUAAUUGUUGAAGACUUGACUAAUAGUACACCAGCUGGAAUUCCUUCUUCUAAAGCAGUUUAUUGUAUCUCCCAUAUAGAAGAUGUGACAAGUGAUGAAUGGUCAUCACCUACCGAGACGGAGAUAAGUGAAGCUGCAGAGUCUGAGGGAAAGGGUGUGACUGCAGAUGGCAAACGUAGGCAUGAAACUAUUAGUGAUGCUGCAAUAGCUGAAAUGGAAGCAGGCAUCUAUGGUUUGCAGAUCAUAAAAAAUGCUGAUCUUGAAGAACUGCAAGAAUUAGGAUCUGGUACAUUCGGAACUGUCUACCAUGGGAAGUGGAGAGGAACAGAUGUUGCUAUUAAGAGAAUAAAAAAGAGUUGUUUUUCUGACAGAUCAUCAGAGCAAGAGCGACUGACUAAAGACUUUUGGAGAGAGGCAAAGAUUCUUUCCACCCUUCACCAUCCAAAUGUACUAGCGUUUUACGGAGUAGUACCUGAUGCCCCUGGAGGAACAUUGGCAACUGUAGCAGAAUUUAUGGUGAAUGGAUCAUUGAGGCAUGUCUUGGUUAAGAAGGACAGAGUACUUGACUGCCGAAAGAGGCUCAUAAUCUUGAUGGACACUGCUUUUGGCAUGGAAUAUCUGCAUUUGAAAAAUAUUGUUCACUUUGAUUUGAAGUGCGACAAUUUGCUUGUCAAUCUGAGGGAUCCUGAAAGAUCCAUAUGCCACGUUGCUGAUUUUGGUCUGUCAAGAAUUAAACGCAACACAUUAGUAUCUGGUGGUGUGCGAGGAACCCUUCCAUGGAUGGCACCAGAAUUAUUGAAUGGUAGCAGUAGCCGUGUCUCUGAGAAGGUCGAUGCGUUUUCGUUUGGUAUUGUAAUGUGGGAGAUCUUGACUGGAGAGGAACCGUAUGCCAACAUGCAUUGUGGUGCUAUCAUAGGGGGAAUUGUAAAUAAUACACUCAGGCCUCCUAUUCCAAAGCGCUGCGACCCGGAGUGGAAAAUGUUAAUGGAAGAGUGCUGGUCGCCGGAUCCUGCAGAUCGGCCAUCAUUCACAGAUAUAACACAUAGGCUACGUGAUAUGUCAACAGCCCUGCAGAAGAAGCGGUCUAAUGUUGCAAUUGCAAGUAGAUGAAACUCAACAU